Messenger RNA from Cyprinus carpio (common carp), 3550 nucleotides. It is a transcript of the gene rnf214, whose product is annotated as RING finger protein 214. Lineage: Eukaryota; Metazoa; Chordata; Actinopteri; Cypriniformes; Cyprinidae. The record is from RefSeq and is a predicted model, not a curated record. Gene Ontology annotation, molecular function: ubiquitin-protein transferase activity; protein binding.
GUGACGUCUCGGAAGUAAAACAGGCUUAGAUGAUGUCAUGAAAGUUGCGACAGUUGUCUGUUCUUUUCGUUUUUUUUAAAAAAAGAUCAUUAUUCAUUUAAUUUAUUUAGAUUACAUACUGUAUACACUGAGUAUACUGCAUGUCAUUUGGCCAUCAAGGCCAACUCUUUGAAUGUUUAGUAUCCGGAGUCUUGUGUCGCUGAGUUUGCCUGUCAAUGGAAAGUGAAAAACACAACGAGUGGAGUUCGGCUUUAGAUGAAGACUUAAUUCAGGAUCCCGUUUCUGCUGUGAUUCCGCCGGGUCCUGCUCCAUGGAGCCUAUCAGCCGGGCCCUGGUCCUCUGAGAGCAGCGUCCCAGCAGUAUUACAUCAAUCUGCUGAAGCAUACAAUUACAGCAGGUUUAUCCCCAGCAAUGAAACACAAAGCCAAACCAUACAGACGGAGGACUGGACAGAGGACAGAUCUACAAACACAAAUGAGAACUGGGAAUCAGACAUGUCAUCACGAAUCAGCUCCCUUAAGGAUGCCAUGCAUCAUGUUGUCUCAAAGACUGACAAAACAUUCAAAUUAGUGGUGAAGUAUAUCAAUGCAGUGAAAGGGCGUGGUCUAUUUGCAAAGGGUUCCAUUUGCAAAGAUGAAUUUGUUGUUGAAUAUAGGGGAGAUAUAAUAAACGAUGCAGAGUUGCAGAACAGAAGAAAACGUUACCACACAUCCAGUGCUGCAUUUAUGUUUGAGUUUAAGUGGAGAGGGAAAACAUGGUGUAUUGAUGCCUCUAGAGAAGAUGGAUCAUUUGGGCGAAUAGUUAAUGAUGACCACAAACAUCCAAACUGUGAGAUGAGGAAAAUUUAUGUGAAUGGAAAGAUACAUCUUUGUUUGUUUGCCCUGAAUGACAUUAAAGAAGGAGAAGAAAUUACAUAUGAUUAUGGAGGAGAAGACUACCCAUGGAGAACACAAAUGACCAGCAUUGCUGCUAAUACCAAGGCAGAAGGUGACUCUGAUCCUUCCCCCAGGUCACAGACUCAGAUGAAUGAUGCUACUGGUCAAAAUAACUCUCCUCAACAAAUUGUGACACAGCUCCAAAAUGAAAAUGAGAUUUUUGUACCAAGACUGAGACCAACUAAAAGCAUAAUUAUGAAAGACAAAGAUCUUGAAGAUUCUGAUGAACUCUUUGAUUCUACACCAGAGAGUUCAGAUUAUUACUUUACAGAUACUACUUCUGAAAGUGACUUUGACAGUGAUGCUAAUCUUAUACCAAACCAGACAAAACUUCAGCUUCUUUAUGAUGAACUGGAUGUUGAUGAUUCUGGCUCACUGAGUUCCCUUGACUGUGACACAGCAACACCAGAAAAAAUGCACAGCCUUUCAUCUGAAGCAUCUGGAACAGAAGAACCAUGUUCAAGUCAGAAUGCAAUAGAAGGCGUAGUUGUUAGUGCGUACCAAAAAAGAGGUGUUAGUAGAGUGUACAACAAGAGACAUUACUGCCUGUAUUGCUGUAAGCCUUAUGCUAAGAUGGCAAGGCAUCUAGAAAGUUCACACGCAAAUGAAUCUGAUGUGGCUAAAGCGCUAAGCUUUCCAAAGAGUUCCAAGGAGAGAAAAAAACAGCUAGAUUAUAUUCGCAACAGAGGAAACUAUGUUCACAAUGCAGCUGUUAUGGAAUCAGGAAAGGGGGAACUAGUGCCAUAUAAACGACCCUCCAAAGAAGCGCAGGGGAAAGAUUUCAUGCAUUGUGCAUACUGUCAAGGACUUUUUGCAAGAAAGGUCCUGUGGCGACAUAUGCGCACUUGUAUACUUCAACCUCAAUCGGUCCCCCUCAAACCAGGAAAAAACCGUGUUCAGUCGAUGUGUAUAUACACAGGGCCUGUGCCUUCAAACAUGACUAAACAACUAUGGGAAGUAAUUAGUGUCAUGAAUCUUGACCCAAUCACAGAUAUAAUAAAAAAAGACAAGGUAAUUAUUGAUGUUGGUCAGCAUUUGUUAAACAUAGGUGGACUAACAGCCAAGAAUAAACAGUGUGUGCGAGAGAAGAUGCGAGAAUUGGGAAGGUUGGUUCACAAUGCUAGAAGAGUCACCUCCUUAAAAACAAUGGAAGAUUGUGUAAAUCCAAAGAAGUACAUGGAGACUGUCAAAGCUGUCAAGUAUACAUGUGGGUAUGAAUCUGACAAGUUCAUGAUUCCAUCACUUGCAAAAAAGCUUGGGAAUUCUCUGCUUCAAGUAAGCAAACUCUUAAAAGCUCAGGGCUUAAUGUCAAACGACAAACAACGAGUGAAGAAUGCCAGUGAGUUUCAAGAUGUCCAUCAGGAAAAGUGGAACGAAAUGAUCUUAGACACGGCAUUGAGGAAUAUUAGGGAAGCAAAGUGGAAUGUGCCCGCUCUCAUACCCUUUGCUGAAGAUGUACAGAAAAUGCACACAUAUCUCAGUCAAGUGCAAGGUGAGUGGUACAAAUCACUCUCUGAAAGUUCCUCUACUAAAGCCUGGAUGGAGCUGGCAAAGGUUUGUCUAGCCCAGAUAAUUCUCUUUAACCGGCGCAGGGGAGGAGAGGUGGCCUGCAUGACAUUGUCUGCAUUUUUUUCAAGAGACACUUCUGAUCCACAUGAGGAUGUGGACUGGGCACUGUCCGAAGUAGAAAAAAAACUCUGCAGGCACAUCUCAAGGAUCAUCACCAUGGGAAAGUGUGGUCAACCAGUUCCAAUUCUUCUGACUCCAAAAAUGCUGUGCUCCUUAGAACUCCUUGUUAAGCAGAGAGAGCCUUGUGGAGUUCUAAAAGACAAUGUUUACAUGUUUGCAAAACCAGAAGCCAUGACACAUUUCCGAGGGUCAGACUGCCUCCGUGGCUUUGCAAAGGCAUGUGGUGCAAAGUGUCCCAAAUCACUGACAUCUACCAGACUGCGAAAGCAUGCUGCAGUCCUUUCAACAGUGCUGAAUAUGACAGAAACGGAGAUGGACCAGCUUGCAAACUUUCUUGGACAUGAUAUAAAAAUGAAUCGUGAAUUCUGCCUACUCCCUGAGAAGACCCUGCAACUCGCCAAAAUCUGCAAAGUCCUAAUGGCUCUCGAACAAGGAAGAUUAGCUGAGUUCCAUGGCAAGAACUUGGAUGAAAUUGUGAUAGAUCCUGAUGAAAAAGUUCUGGAAAGUGAUGAAGACAGGAUAAUACAAGAGGGACAUUGUUCAUCUGCUGCUUAUGAACCAAUAGCAGAGGAGGCACUUACUCCUGCCGAGAGGAAUGAUAUGCCACCACCACCCAAAAGACAAAAACCACCAUCACCACCGCCACCUUCAGGAGCCAGUGCUGUGAGGCCUUGUUUUCAAGGUCAAACUACCCAUAAGAAAAAUCCCUGGCAGCAGACAGAGGUGCAGGCAGUGGAAAGGCACAUGAUGCGAUUCAUCACAUCUUUUACUGUACCAGGAAAGAGUGACUGUGAGAAGUGUUUAAAGGCUGAACCAGAAGCUCUAAAGAACCGGGACUGGAAGAACGUGAAAUUCUUCAUAUAUAACCGUAUUACAGCCUAUAAAAAGAGUUUGCAGUGCAAAUAAUAUGAAGAUUACCAACUCUC